GGACGCGCAGGGUGAGUCGGUGGCAUGGAAGUGGAGGGCGGUGCCACGCUGGGCAGAGGUCCUGGGGAGCCGGGUGCAGGCUGGCCUGGAGGUGUGGACCGGGGCCUGGCGGGCGGACCAGGGUCCUGCAGGGCGCGGCCGGGGUAGCGCAGCCGGUACAGCUCCGAGGGGGCUUGCGCGCGCAGCGGCCAUGAUGGCGCUCCUCCCCCUCCCGCGCGCGCCUCCGCCGCUCGGGGCGCGGCCCCGCGGCCUGCGCGCUCUUGGGCGGGGGAUGUUGUGAUGGAGAAGCCGCGGCGGAGCUGGAGCCCUGCAGCCUGAGCCACCUUCGUCACCUGGGCCUGGGGCCUCGCCGCGCAGGAUCUACUAGGGCCAUGUCUGUUCCAUCAUCACUGAGCCAGUCGGCCAUUAAUGCCAACAGCCACGGAGGCCCUGCACUCAGCCUGCCCCUGCCCCUGCAUGCUGCCCACAACCAGCUGCUCAACGCCAAACUGCAGGCAACGGCUGUGGGACCCAAGGACCUGCGUAGUGCCAUGGGGGAAGGUGGUGGGCCUGAGCCAGGCCCUGCCAAUGCCAAGUGGCUAAAGGAAGGCCAGAACCAGCUUCGAAGAGCUGCCACAGCCCACCGUGACCAGAACCGCAAUGUGACCUUGACCUUGGCAGAAGAGGCCAGCCAGGAGGCUGAAACAGCACCUUUGGGUCCCAAAGGCUUGAUGCACCUAUACUCUGAGCUAGAGCUCUCAGCCCACAAUGCAGCCAACCGAGGGCUUCGUGGACCUGGGUUGAUCAUCAGCACCCAAGAGCAGGGACCAGAUGAGGGAGAGGAGAAGGCAGCAGGGGAAGCUGAGGAGGAUGAUGAAGACGAGGAAGAAGAAGAAGAGGAGGAGGACUUGUCUUCUCCUCCAGGGCUGCCCGAGCCCCUGGAGAGCGUGGAAGUCCCCCCUGGACCCCAAGCCCUUACAGAUGGCCCCCGGGAACACAGCAAGAGUGCCAGCCUCCUCUUUGGCAUGAGGAAUAGUGCAGCCAGCGACGAGGACUCGAGCUGGGCUACCUUAUCCCAGGGCAGCCCCUCCUAUGGCUCCCCGGAGGACACAGAUUCCUUCUGGAACCCCAACGCCUUCGAGACGGAUUCCGACCUGCCGGCUGGAUGGAUGAGGGUCCAGGACACCUCAGGGACCUACUACUGGCAUAUCCCAACAGGGACCACCCAGUGGGAGCCUCCAGGUCGAGCCUCCCCCUCUCAGGGGAGCAGCCCCCAAGAGGAGUCCCAGCUCACCUGGACUGGCUUUGCCCACCAAGAAGGCUUUGAGGAAGGAGAGUUUUGGAAGGAUGAACCUAAUGAGGAGGCCCCAAUGGAGCUAGGACUGAAGGACCCAGAGGAGGGGACAUUGCCCUUCCCAGCUCAGAGCCUCAGCCCAGAGCCAUUACCCCAGGAGGAGGAGAAGCUGCCCCCACGGAAUGCCAAACCAGGGAUCAAGUGUUUCGCCGUGCGCUCUCUAGGCUGGGUGGAGAUGACUGAGGAGGAGUUGGCCCCGGGACGAAGCAGUGUGGCAGUCAACAAUUGUAUCCGUCAGCUCUCCUACCACAAAAACAAUCUGCAUGACCCCAUGUCUGGGGGUUGGGGGGAGGGAAAGGAUCUGUUGCUGCAGCUGGAGGAUGAGACGCUGAAGCUGGUGGAGCCACAGAACCAGGCGCUGCUGCACAGCCAGCCCAUCGUCAGCAUUCGUGUAUGGGGCGUCGGGCGGGACAGUGGAAGAGAGAGGGACUUUGCCUAUGUAGCUCGAGAUAAGCUGACCCAGAUGCUCAAGUGCCACGUGUUUCGCUGUGAGGCACCUGCCAAGAACAUCGCCACCAGCCUGCAUGAGAUCUGCUCUAAGAUCAUGGCUGAACGGCGCAAUGCUCGCUGCUUGGUAAAUGGAUUGUCCUUGGACCAUUCUAAACUUGUGGAUGUCCCUUUUCAAGUGGAAUUCCCAGCGCCUAAGAAUGAGUUGGUGCAGAAGUUCCAAGUCUAUUACCUGGGGAAUGUGCCUGUUGCUAAACCUGUUGGGGUAGACGUGAUUAAUGGGGCCCUUGAGUCAGUCCUGUCCUCUGGAAGCCGUGAGCAGUGGACCCCAAGUCAUGUCAGCGUGGCCCCUGCUACCCUCACCAUUUUGCACCAGCAGACAGAGGCAGUGCUGGGGGAGUGUCGGGUGCGCUUCCUUUCCUUCCUGGCUGUGGGCAGAGAUGUCCACACAUUCGCAUUCAUCAUGGCUGCCGGCCCAGCCUCCUUCUGCUGCCACAUGUUCUGGUGCGAGCCCAAUGCUGCAAGCCUCUCGGAGGCCGUGCAGGCUGCGUGCAUGCUCCGAUACCAGAAGUGUCUGGAUGCCCGCUCCCAGACCUCCACCUCCUGCCUCCCAGCACCGCCUGCGGAGUCCGUUGCCAGGCGUGUAGGGUGGACUGUCCGAAGGGGUGUUCAGUCCCUGUGGGGCUCCCUCAAGCCCAAACGUCUAGGGGCCCAGACCCCAUGAAGAACCCUCUCCUUCCUCCACAUGCUUGUGUUGGGCCCCAGGGAACUCUAGGGUUUGGGGCAGGUCAGGGCUCUGGAUGCUAUUCCCAGGACUCAGGUCCCCCAGGCUGCCCCUUCUCAGUAGCUGGGGUUCCCUGCCUAGGGGCUGGGAGUGAGAGAUGUAAUCCCUUCAUGGAAGUGAUAACACUGGACUGAAGACAUGAGGAGUUGGAAGCAAGGCCAGCCCCUGGCUCUCCAUUCCCAUUGCCCACUGUUUGAGGUAGAGCAGGAGGAACUGGUCCAAGCCAGGCCCCACCCAGGGGUAGAAAGAGGGGACUGGUCUAGGCAUGGGUCCCCUCUCCCCUGCUCUGUGGGCACCUCUGCUGUACUGAUAUCACUAAUAAAGUCUGUCUGCGCUACUG
Molecule: messenger RNA, 2904 nt
Organism: Nannospalax galili (Upper Galilee mountains blind mole rat)
Lineage: Eukaryota; Metazoa; Chordata; Mammalia; Rodentia; Spalacidae
Gene: Apbb1
Product: amyloid beta precursor protein binding family B member 1
Exons: 15
Coding region: 372-2504 (710 amino acids)
Biological process (GO): regulation of DNA-templated transcription
Cellular component (GO): nucleus; cytoplasm
Molecular function (GO): transcription factor binding; amyloid-beta binding
Source: RefSeq, a predicted model, not a curated record